Lottia gigantea (owl limpet) is the source of this 2940-nucleotide messenger RNA. RefSeq lists its product as hypothetical. Gene Ontology annotation, molecular function: beta-mannosidase activity. The coding region runs from base 171 to 2795 and encodes 874 amino acids. Lineage: Eukaryota; Metazoa; Mollusca; Gastropoda; Lottiidae. The record is from RefSeq and is a predicted model, not a curated record. Gene Ontology annotation, biological process: glycoprotein catabolic process; carbohydrate metabolic process. The transcript has 3 exons.
GAAAACGGCCAUGUAGUGUGCUAUUCAGAAUCUAAGUCCUUAUAUAUAGUCAAAUAUUAUAAACAGCCAUCCAAAGUUCAAAGCAAGAUUUAAUGUAUGUUUAACUUUAUCAAUAUUAGUUAUCAUUUGGUAAUAGUCAACAGAUAAACCGUUUCACUAGGUCAGCCAAAAUGUCUAAGUGUUGGUGUGUUUGUGUUCUGUUUUCACUUUUUUCAUCAGUUACAGGUAUAAACCAGAAAACAUUAGAUCUAAAUGGUAGAUGGGAUAUUAUCAAUGUGAAUAAAGGCUAUAGAAUCAGUGGUGAGGUACCAGGGUCUGUAUAUACAGCUCUCAUAGGUAAUAAAACUAUUGGUGAUCCUUACUUCAGGGAUAAUGAUGUACAAUAUAGGUGGAUUGGCAGAGAUGAUUGGACAUAUACCAGAUUGUUUGAGAUUUCUGAUGAGGUCAUGUCUAAGCAGGCAGUUGUUUUGGUGGCAGAAGGACUAGAUACUUUCUCUCUUAUUACUGUCAAUGGUGUGAAAAUUGGUGAGUCUGAGAAUAUGUUUCUCAGAUAUGUGUUUGAUGUGAAAAAAGCUCUAAAAUCAGGAUUGAACAAUAUUACAAUUGAUUUCAAAUCUGCAGUAAAUAUAGCUUCUCAAUUAAACAACCAAUCAGCUUAUACAAUACCACCCAGCUGUCCUAAUAUAGUUCAAAAUGGAGAAUGCUUUAUUAACUUUAUUCGUAAAGAACAGUGUUCAUUUAGUUGGAAUUGGGCACCAUCAUUCCCUACUCAAGGUAUAUGGAGAAAUAUAUCUAUUCAAUAUUUUGAUGAAGCUGUUGUCAGAGGAUUAUCUGCUGUACCAAUUUUAGAUGCAGAUCAAAACUGGGUGAUUCAUAUUACACUGCACUUAGAUAUCAGCAGCCAAAAUAUUUCUGGUUUAGUUGAAACGACCCUGGAUAAGAUCAAUCUUUCCCAUGUGCAUCUCCUGUCUUCUCCUGUGUAUAGUGACAUCUAUUUUAACUUCAAUGUUCCCAAAGGAACACACAUAGAUCUCUGGUGGCCAAAUGGCUAUGGCGAACAAGCACUAUAUAAUCUUACAGUGAAGUUUGUUACAUUUGACAAAAAACAGAUUAUGGCUCAGACAAGUACAAGGAUUGGCUUUCGAUCUCUGGAAUUGGUACAAGAACCAGUCUCUGAUAAUUCUUCUCAUGGUGUGACAUUCUACUUCAAAAUCAACAAUGUACCAAUAUUUUUUAAAGGAACUAACUGGGUACCAGCUGACAGUUUCCUGGAAAGAGUUACCAAGACAAGAUUGGAGAGACUACUAAGAUCAGCAGUAGAAGUCCAUAUCAAUUCAAUGAGAGUGUGGGGAGGUGGCGUGUAUGAAAGUGAAGAGUUCUACGGACUGUGUGAUGAACUUGGGAUUAUGUUAUGGCAUGAUCUGAUGUUUAGUGAUGCGUUAUAUCCCUCCACAAAAGAAUUUCUGGCUUCUGUACAAAAUGAGAUCAAUCAUCAGGUUAGAAGACUAAAAACUCACCCAAGCAUUAUAUUAUGGUCUGGUAAUAAUGAAAAUAAUGAAAUCCUCAAUGAGUAUCAAGGUGAUCAGUAUAAAAAAGACUAUUUGACCUUAUAUAUCGAUACAAUUAAACCAGUCGUUACUCUACUGGAUCCAUCAAGACCCUUUGUAUCAUCUAGUCCUUCAAAUGGGCCAGAAACAGAAAAGGAGGGUUGGAUUGCAAAGAAUCCUCAGUCUGACUUCUUUGGUGAUGUACAUUUUUACAAUGAUAGUGCUGAUUUAUGGGAUAUUAGUGUACUUGACAUCCCUCGAUUCGCAUCAGAGUUUGGAACUGAAUCUUGGUGUAAUUUUGAAACCAUAGAAAAGGUUUUAAGUGAAGCUGAUCUAUCGUAUAAUUCCCCUAUGUCUCUCCACAGACAACAUAAUGUUGGUGGAAAUGAGAUAAUGUUAAAUCUCACUAAGAUACAUAUACAACUACCUAACUCUACCAAUCCAAAGCAGCAGUUUGAAGAUUUGAUAUAUGUGAUACAGAUACAUCAUGCUGUGGCAAUGAGAACUGAAAUUGAACACUAUAGAAGAUGGACAAAUCAACUGCAGUCUGAUGGGCGAGGACACACUAUGGGUGCUCUUUAUUGGCAGUUAAAUGACAUCUGGCAGGGACCAUCAUGGUCUUCAAUUGAUUAUGAUAUAAAAUGGAAAAUGCUACAUUAUUAUGCCAGAAAAUUCUUUGAUCCUAACCUGAUUUCACCUUAUGUUGAUGAAGAUACAUUGAAAGUAUUCUUAAAGAGCAUAUUAGCGUCAGAAGGGACACUGUAUAUGGACUUGUACACAUGGAAGAACAUGACACCAAUAAAAUCAUGGGAAAAACAGUUUAAUUUAAAUGAGACAUCUGGGUGUAUUUUCCAGAAUAAUUUAGAUAACAUUUUAUCUGAUGCAGGUUGCAAGGAUAAGAGAGAUUGCUUCUUUUAUUUUUCUCUUAAUUCUAAAGUGAAUCCAACCAGUACAUCAUGGUUACCUUUAGCCUAUUUUACAGACAUUCAGGGUAGAAUACCCAAGUCUAACAUCAAGAUUGUUGAUGUAGCAAUGGUAUCAUCUACCGAGUUUUUAUUGACAUUGUCUACUGAUAAUAUUGCACCAUUUGUAUGGAUCGAUUCCCGUGGAAUAUCUGGUCGUUUUUCAGAUAAUGGCUUUAUAAUGAAAGACUCAUUGCUACAAUUGACAUAUAAAUCAUGGGAUUCUGUUGAUCUGGCUACUUUUCAGAAAUCAUUAUCUGUCAAAUCCUUGAUGGAUAUAUAUUGAUGGAAAUUGUCAAAUAUAUAUAGGCCUUCCCGUUCCAUAUUCCAAACAACCUACCUUAAUAAGUGAAUGGAAUAGAUAUGUAUUGCAUUAGAAUGACUUGUUGUCUAUUAAAUUUAUUUUUGAUAGAUAUAUUUGUAGAAACCAG